AAGAUGGCGGCAGGCCAGCCCCGCCUCCCGUAGCGAGCAGGGGCGGGCGAGGGCCGGCGGCCGGCCGUGGGCAGUUAGCAGUGGGAGUGGUGGUUCCUGCGUCUUCCCCGGCAGGUUGUCUAAAUAAGGCAAAAUCUGUUUCUUAAUAUGAAGAAAAACAGAGGCCGGACAGGUCGAAGGAGAAGAAGAAAGCACUUGCAGAGUUUCAUGGAUGGAGUCAACUGCAGUCAUAAACUGGAAUACAUUAAGCUUAAGAAGUGGCUGAAAGAUAGAGGAUUUGAAGACAAGAAUUUAAGGCCAGCACAGUUCUGGGAUACAGGAAGAGGACUGAUGGCAACAAAAGCUCUUCAGGCAGGGGAUCUGAUUAUUUCAUUGCCUGAGAAAUGCUUACUCACCACGGGCACUGUCCUUAGUAGCUGCUUGGGAGAAUACAUUAUGAGAUGGAAGCCUCCUGUAUCUCCUUUGAUAGCACUGUGCACAUUUUUAAUAGCAGAGAAGCAUGCUGGUGAGAAGUCGCUGUGGAAGCCGUAUCUUGAUGUUUUACCCAAGACAUACACUUGUCCUGUUUCUUUGGAGCAUGAUGUAGUGAGCCUUCUUCCUGAACCAUUAAGAAAGAAGGCUCAGGAGCAGAGAGCAAUGGUCCAUGAGUUGUACAUGUCUUCCAAAGCUUUUUUCUCUUCCCUGCAGCCUUUGUUUGCUGAGAACACAGGGACUAUUUUUAACUACAGUGCUCUAGAGUGGGCUUGGUGCACUGUUAACACCAGGACAAUAUACAUGAAACAUUCACAGAGGGAAUGUUUUUCUCUUGAGCCAGAUGUUUAUGCAUUGGCACCAUAUUUAGAUCUGCUAAACCACAGACCAAAUGUACAGGUAAAGGCUGCAUUUAAUGAGCAGACAAGAAGCUAUGAAAUUUGGACAAAUUCACAGUGCAAAAAAUAUGAAGAAGUAUUUAUCUGCUAUGGGCCCCAUGAUAAUCAGCGACUGCUACUGGAAUAUGGAUUUGUUGCCACUGAUAACCCUCACAGCAGUGUUUAUGUCUCAUCAGAUACUCUCCUCAGAUAUUUUCCACCACUGGACAAGCAAAGAAAUGCAAAACUUUCCAUUCUAAAGGAUCAUGAUUUCUUAGAAAACCUGACCUUUGGAUGGGAUGGACCGUCUUGGAGACUCCUCACAGCCCUCAAGUUGUUAUGUCUUCAAGCAGAUGAAUUUACUUGCUGGAGGAGAACGCUGCUUGGUGAUUUAAUUUCAGCCAGAAACGAACAGCAGACUUUGAAUAUAACAGCAAAAAUAUGUCAUUUUUUAAUAGAGGAGACACAGCAUGUCCUUCUCCAGAUUUCCCAGUUGAAAAGGAGCAAGGAGAACCUGAAAAAAAACCUGGCUUUGGUAGAAGCACUACGCUUAGAAGAUCUGAAGAUACUACAAAAAUCAGCUGAGAUUCUUUGCAACUUGAAUAUGGCAACAACUUGACCCAUCUGGAGCUGUGAUAGCUCAUUUGCCAUGGAUGCACCUUGCUCAACUGUUUUAAUGGACCUGAGCAGCAAAGAAUAAUGUAAAAAGUCAUCAGAAUAUGCCUAGUUCUCUUUACAGGGUCACACAGGACCCAGAGUCUUAUUUAGUUCCUUGCUGAUCUUCAGUAAUACAAAGGGUUAUGCUGGGGUGAGCACAGGUGGCUUUCAUCACAUCUCAUUGAAAUCAUGGCUGCUGUGAGCGGAACAGCUUCUGGGGUAAUUUGAGCAGCCCCAGGAUUGUGGGCUCCAGCAGUCCUUGCUUUACAGCUGCCUGUGUGGCUAAAGCGUGGAUGGUAGGGUCAAGCAGACACUCCUUGGCAUUUAUUUGAGCUCUGGUGCUAGACAGAGGAAGAGGACAGAGCCACUUCUAUUUGUUGUGUACUGAUCCUUUACUUUUCCCUGAGAUCUAUGCAUGUCCCCAAGAUUUAGCAGCUCAUGUAGUGCCUGUUCGUUGCUGGAGUAACAGAUGAGGACUAGAGCACAGAUCAGCCCUAUUCUGACCAACGCCAAAUCAUUCCCUUCGCAGUUUCAGCCGGUGUUUCUCACAUUGUAAGGAAGUGUGAAUUUCCCUCCUUUACUCUUAAGGCUCCGUAGUUCCUGUUCUGACUCCUCCUGCUGGGAAUGAGAACUGAAAGGAUGUAUCGCUUUGAACUCCCUUGUUUGGAAGACCACCCAGGCAAUUCCUUCUGUUUCUGCUCAGUUCUGGUGAUCACACUGGGAAGUGUUCCUAUCCUGUCUGUGAGGGGAUAGUCUCAUGAGCUGCCUUUCAGCAUUAGUUCUACUUAUGUAGGGAGCUUGAGCUCCCUAUGUUGUUUGGAGAAGGAAGACUUCUUCAAAAGGCGUUUCAGGGCAGGACCCUUAUUUAAGCUGUAUAAACGUCAUUUAUAAUUGUGAUUGUGAUUAUUUUCCAUUUUGUGGGGAAUCACAUUUUAUAGAAUUUUUCAUUACUUUUUUUAGCAAUUUUUAAGAACUGUGUAUUUAAAAAGUGUUUAUUUUUGUAAAUAUACUGCUUCAUUUUCUACAGGACCUUUAUUUUUGAAAUAAAUGAAAUUUUGUACACAAUAGUAAAGGCAUUCUAGCUAAUGAUAUCAUUUAAGGAAAAAAUCCAGUAAGUGAAAACUGUUAAGUAUUCAAACUCAAAUGCACUUUCAGACUUUCUUUGGUACCUUGUGAACAAGAAUGUUACUGUGUAAAUGUGCUUGGAUAUGAGAGUUCCAGGGCUUUUCCUUGCUCUUUUUUCUGCCUCAAUCUAUUUGGGGCUGGAAAUGUCUUAAUAGUCUGAGAAGGGCCCUUCCUUACCUAGAAGGAAAUUUUGGGUUAGGUUCAAAGGACUAGGGGAACUGAGAAGUGUAACUGUUUGCUGUUACUCAGUUUUCAAAAACAAAAGUUCUUGGUUUUGAGGUGUCAUCUUCAUAACCUUUUCUUAGGAUUAGGAAAUUCUGAAAAUAAGCUUUUUUCCUGCCUUGUUUACUCUAAUGCACUGAGACUCUUUUGUACUCUCAGGCUUUCUCUGUUGUUCAUACGGAGAUGCUGACUGGGUGGUCACUUUACAUUUCAGAGCAGAGGGCAGGGUGAAUGGGUUGGGAGAGGAACUGAAGUGCUUUCUGGAGCGAGAAGCGCAUUUAUUACAUCUUUUGGGCCAACUUACUUUCAUAUUUGCCUAAACUGUGGUUUUAACCCCUGAAAGUCACUUGGCAUCAUAUUUUAUGCUCUGGUCAGGCCUGUCCUGAAGUACCUCCUGGGAUGAGACGGCUGGAUUUGGGAAUGUCAUCUAUUAAUGUCAUCAAGGGCAAUUCUCAUCAGCUCGCGUAAGGGUCCUUCUGUACCCCUGAACCUGGCUACAGCAAAGAUCAGGGGCGCUGAGAGCCUGACCCUGUGACUGUUGCUCAUUCAUUUUGACUAGGUCUACAAAAAGGUCUACAGGAGUCAUGGAUGACGUGAAAAGGGUGAAUGGUGACUGAGCAGUCACAGUGCAAGAAGUAAGGGCUUUCAAAGGAAGCUUGAAGGAAUUGUGUUCAAAACUGACAGAAUGUGGUAAGAAAUCCAUUGAAGUUACUAAGGAUACAAAAGUUGACAUGGAUGCAGCGCACUUAUAGACAGAAGAUGGAGCAGUUGCCAGCCAGCCAACUUUGGUCUUGUGUAGUCCCCUGAUCUCAAAAUACUUGAAGGUUAGAAGGGUAUUGCUGGCAAGUGUUGUGUAUGCUUGACCUGUGCUUGCUUUUUCGAGGUGUUGGUGGAUACUGUGGGAAACAGGGUACUGGGCUAGAGGGAUCCUUGCUUUGAACGUGUCCUGCAGUUUUGAUCAUUACAAUUGAACUGGUUGACCUCUGACUUUAUUUUAAUAAAAACUUUUUCAUUCUCUAAGAACAGAUGUGUUUCUCAUUUUAUAAUUUUAUAAUGAGAUGGUACCAGAGUUAAAGAAGAUAAGGAUGUUUGGUUAUAUUUUUUCUUUUUUCUGGAGAUGGCUAUUUUAAGAACAACUUCUGUACGAUGUGUCUUGCAAGAUGGAUACUAGUUUGACAGAAGUUUAUUUGCUUCAGUAUUGCACUAUAGACCACACAUUGAUACCAGGUGGUUUGAAUAUGGGCUCUACUGCUGUAACUCCUACAUGCCCUCCAGGGAGCGUAGGAAGGGGAUCUGGCAGUGGGGGAGAGUGGGCAAUAUGAACUGCUUGUCUGCCUCUUGCAUGUAAGCACAGCAGUAAGCCCCCAGCUUUACCUUAAGCACUGUAGCGAGUGUUCUGAAUAGAGCCACGUGUGUUUAAUGUCAAAGGCAAAAUCCUGCCUGUAUAAACUAUGGAACUGGAGCUAGUGGAUUUUUAACAGGAAUAAACCAGUGUAACACAGGUCAUGAUUCAGCAUUUAUCUCUAUAUAUGCCUAGUCAGCAAAAGCUUAAAUUCUUUUUUUGAAUCAAACCUAAACUACAUGCAAGACAGGGCAUCCUAAGCUGGGCUAAGAGCUAGGGUGCCUGAGGAAGUAACUGCACUGGGAGUGCUCUCCAGCUGUCUUACAGAGUAGAGUGCUCAAUCAAGUUUUCAAAGAGUGAAGAUGCUUACUCUCAGCCUCUGCUUUAACUGGAGCCCCUCUGAGCUGCAAACAUCUUAAUCGCUUAGCUUUAGUGACAUGCUGUUAACAUUUGGCUUUGGCUCUCUGUUAGUCUAAGAAGGGAUUUAGCUGUGAUCUUAGUGUGGAAAGGCAUACUGAAUUUCCCUCUUUGUAUAAAUUUCCUUUCAGAUUGUAUCUGCAAAUCUCAGCAAUAGCAGGAAUAAACUGCGGCUUUUUACCAUCAGCAAUACAAACCAAGUAUAGACCAUGGCAGUGAGCUAGAUUCUCUUCCAGCUUGUGCAGUGUUACUCAGAGAGAGCUAAAGUAGGACUGCGUUCUGUGACUGCAGUGAAGACACUGGGUUUGGGUAGGUGUAAUGAGAAAAGCUUUAUUUCUUGUGAUAACAGUGUGAGACCGAAAUAGCACAUCUUGAUUUUUUUUUUUUUUUUUGAGAGGAGGGAGUUGAUUUAGUGCAGUCUGAAGUCACUGAAAAAUGAUAAACAUGAAACCUCAUGACAGUAUCUUUCCUGUGACAAUUUAUGUAAAUACAGCAUGGAUUUUCUUUGAUCUUCUACAGAGAGUGGCUUCUAGUUUACAGUUUUCUUCGGCUGUAAUGUGUGGAGAUCAUCCAUCAUUACUAAGUGCCUUUAGACCUGUAUGUUUCAGGACAAGAUAAGGGAGUAUCAACUCUCAUACCCUGAUAAUUAAAGCUUUUAGGUACACUAUGAAAACAUUUCAAAGAUGACAUUCCCAAAGAAAGCUUUUAAAAAUGAUGUCUCCCAGGGUACAUAGUCCCUCCCCACCUAGAAGGUAAAGAGCACCCCUUUAAAAAUGCCACACUUUGGCAUAAUUUGAAGUGUUUGUUUGCACUCAGCACAUCUGUGACUACAGAGAUGAAGACAGUGAACUCUAGGGUGGAGGGAAAUUGUCCCAAAAGAAAUUUAUGAGUUUCUUUACACAAUACAUAUGCACUGAGUUCUUAAAGGAUUUCUGAUUUUUCCCUCAGUUUGGACUAGAAAUUGGUUUUGAACAAUGUGAAAUUAAUGAUUUUUAUCAUUUCAGCACAAAAGAAGGGAAAUCACAGCUUAGUGACUGGAUUCAACUAGAAAACUAACGAUAUUAUUCCUAUCUGCAGCAACGCUUAGGUGGCAUCAGUCUGUUGCACGUUGGAGUGAAAAAACAAAAAAUACAUUUCCAAUUCAUUCUACUGAAUAUUUUAGUGGAUGUCUGUAAUUCCAGAGUUAAGUUUUAGAAAGCACUGCAAUGAGCUAUAUUCAGUGGAAAAGCAAAGAGACUCAAUGAACCCCAAACUAAACUGUGUAAAACUAAUGCAAUCCCUGUGUUGUCCACUAGAUGAUGCAACUGUACUACAGAGGAAUAAGAAAUUACAGUAUAUCCACAUGCAAUUGUGAUCCUAUUUACUGUAUUUUUAAUAGUAGAAGUGUUGUCUUCAAUGAUGCACCAUGUUUGCUAUCAGAUAAAUAGUUGAAAAUGUAGUUUUCUUUCUGCUGGUUUCAAGUAAAACGUGAAGCUUUGCAAUC
Molecule: messenger RNA, 6094 nt
Organism: Grus americana (Whooping crane)
Lineage: Eukaryota; Metazoa; Chordata; Aves; Gruiformes; Gruidae
Gene: SETD4
Product: SET domain containing 4
Exons: 11
Coding region: 148-1467 (439 amino acids)
Biological process (GO): peptidyl-lysine monomethylation; peptidyl-lysine dimethylation; positive regulation of transcription by RNA polymerase II
Molecular function (GO): histone H3K4 methyltransferase activity; histone H3K36 methyltransferase activity; protein binding
Source: RefSeq, a predicted model, not a curated record